Schizosaccharomyces octosporus yFS286 is the source of this 3330-nucleotide messenger RNA. Its product is annotated as cyclophilin family peptidyl-prolyl cis-trans isomerase Cyp7. Gene Ontology annotation, molecular function: peptidyl-prolyl cis-trans isomerase activity. The coding region runs from base 998 to 2383 and encodes 461 amino acids. Gene Ontology annotation, cellular component: catalytic step 2 spliceosome. The record is from RefSeq and is a predicted model, not a curated record. Lineage: Eukaryota; Fungi; Ascomycota; Schizosaccharomycetes; Schizosaccharomycetales; Schizosaccharomycetaceae. Gene Ontology annotation, biological process: protein peptidyl-prolyl isomerization; protein folding. The transcript is spliced from 4 exons.
CAUUUUUUCGUCCCACGUUACUUUUAGCUGAGUAUAGGCCUAAGAUUUAUGUUAAGUUCAACUACGGAUGGGAAUAGAUGGCCAAUACUUCGUCCUGACAGCUGUAAAUUUCUGAAACGAAUUAUCGAGAAUUUGCUCUAAUUCAAGAAUAUCAUGAUAAGAAUAUCCAUACAAAUUUCGGUAGGAGUCUAAUGGUAGGGAUUCUUGCAGGCACAUUGGUAUGUUUGGUUCACUCUCCGGUACAGACGCUGCAAUACUUGUUUGUGCAUGUGCCUUUGCGGCCUUUUCCUUUUCUUGCAUAAAUUGCUCCUUUUCUCUCUUCCAUUCAAGUUCUCGUAAUUCUGAUUCUCGAAAAUACGAUAUUUGCUCGUCCGUUAAUGUUCGAAUGCUUCCAUCCGGGUAUCUUUCUACGGCAGAAAACGUAGGGUUUUCAUUGUAUGGAUAUGACACAUUCAAAUCAACUGGAGGUUGAAGAAACGCGUUUUCCCAACAUUGCACAGCUACCUUUCCAAAGUGUUCAUCAUGAAAUUUCUGCAAAUCUUCUUCUGUAAGACACAUACAAUUUACUUCAAAGGUGUUGAAUUGUAGGAAACUUAGAUGUCGCAAACAAAAGCUUACUCUUUCAUUAGUGGACUUUUUUGACUCAAUAAUGCUUAUAUAACACAAAUAUCAUAGCUUACUUUUUAUGAAGAUGUCUUUUUUUAUUGGCAUAUGCUUAUAUAUAUUUUAUUAUUAUCAUAUAAUACUAGCAUAGACCAUUGCGAUUCUUUUAAGUUUUCACAAAGAGAAAGAUAAUUAUGAGUAAUGAGCCAUUUAGUCUGACCUUUCUUUUUUCUUUUCUUUUUUUCUUUUACUUUAUUAUCAUUGGGAAACUUCUCGUUUCUUUGUGAAUGUUUAAAGCAUUUCUUGCUAGGUCAUCAACAUCCUCAUUGCUAUCUUCAUAGUAACCGACUUUUUUGCAUACGUGAUACCCAACCUAGGAAGGACGUAGAAGAGAAUGGCUACAAUAACUAAUCUGGAGCCAUUCGCGACAGGAAGGUUGGUUUUUAAAACUACUCGUGGUGAUAUCCAGUUAGAGUUAUGGUGUAAUGAAGCCCCGAAAGCUUGCAGAAAUUUCUUACAAUUGUGCAUGGAAGGGUACUAUGAUAAUACUAUUUUUCAUCGUGUUGUUCCAAACUUUUUAAUCCAAGGAGGUGAUCCAACAGGCACGGGAAUGGGAGGCCAAUCCAUAUAUGAAGAAGCGUUUCCCAUCGAGACGCAUCCUAGAUUAAGAUUUAUGAGACGUGGUUUAUUAGGAAUGGCGAGCGCAGAAGACGAAGGAAACCAAUCUCAGUUUUUUAUUACUCUAGGCCCGACCCCAGAAUUAAACGGAAAGCAAACGCUUUUCGGAAGAGUUGUCGGUGAAACAAUAUACAAUGUAGUAAGAAUUUCUGAAUUGGAACUUGAUGCUGAUGAACGGCCUCUUUACCCUCCAAAAAUUCUUUCCGCUGAAAUCAUAGAUCCUUUUUUUAAGGAUCUCAAACCACGUAGUACGAAAGCAGAACGUGAGCAGCUGGCAAAGAAGUUUGCAUUAGAAGAAAAGAAAAAAGAAAGAUCUGAAUUGUUAAAAAAGGGCGUACGAAACAAAGCUGUUUUAAGCUUCGGUGAUGAGCUCGAUAUGCCUAUUCCUAAGAAGCCCCUUCGUAAAAACCCAAUAGUCCAACAAAAGAAAGAUCAAGAGUUAGAAGAUAAGCCUAUCCAGUCUGUAUCAAACAAUGCUGACUCAGAAGCUUCUUCCGAACUUACCCCAAAAAUUCAGUCUCAGAAUAAGCCUGAAGUAUCUCCUGAAAAAGCAGUUGGUCCUUCGCGGCUUGGUACUUCUGAUUCAUCCAAAUCAGAUUUGCAAAAACAAAUUUCGACUUUAAAAGCCGAGAUCCAUUCAAUGAAUAACUCGCCCGUUACCGAACAAAGGCCACAAACAAGUCAAAAGAAACGAAAUGCUCUGACAGAAGAGCUUGAGAAAUAUAAAAGGAACAAGAAGGUGUUAACAGGAAAGCGGAGAAAGUUAGGAGAGAAUGAAGAUUUAACUCUUUCGAUGCUGUCUAAAUUUCAAGCGAAGAUCAAAAAUGUUGAUACCCAAGACACCGUUACAGAUACCCAAGGAGUUAACAUUGAGGAGCCUUGCAAAUUACACAACGUACCUGGCUGUUAUUCAUGUUUUGACCGUCUUGGAGAAACGAACGCUUCAAACGAAGAAAAUGGUAAUUGGUUUGCUCAUACUCUCGUUGCAAAGAAUGAUCCUGCAACCAGAACAGAAGAUUUGAGGAAACAGCGAGAAGAAGAAUUUAAAGACGUUACUCCGGCAGCGGAUGUCAAAAAGGAAAAACAAUCAAAAUUGCACUAAAACAUUUAUACGCAAUUGUAAAAUACAAUGACAUAGCUUGUGAGGUUUCUUAUAGAGAUAUUUAUGACAUAUAUUAUUAAGGGAAGAAUUAUACCAAGGUAUAGAAAUUUUGUUUAAAGGAAAAUAAAAGAGAGGCUACGAUAUCAGAGAGAAUUAUACAAAUCAACAUUCUUUGGCAAUCCGAUUUAGCAAAGGAAUUAUUAAGUAGCUUUCAACUUCGUCACUUCGGCAUCAUCGACGCUUCUUUUGUCAGUCAAUACCUGUCCAUAGCUUGCUAAUAAACCUGCAGACUUGAAAGGACGUUUAAGGUCGUCAGUAGCAGGUUUAUUGAGGAUAUGAAUUUUCAUCUCAUUUUCAUCAAGGAAACCUCGGACGGCUGAGACAAGUUGGAACAAUAAGGGAGGGGCGUAUCCCAUAUAUAAAUGCAUAAACAUUGUGGUGCCGAUUGUCACAAGCAUUUGUUUAAAGCUAGCUAAUAGUUUAUUCAAAUCGUAUUCACGAACCGUUGUAGCAAUGAAUUUCGCAUGCUCGCGGCCUGAAAUUGGAGUAGCUGGCUCAACAUAUUUCAUUACAGUCAAGUCUACAAACAUAUAGUUAGUAAAAGUUGGCUUGCAUCUAUACACAAUUUGAGUCCAAUGGCAAGCUUACCAUUCUUCUUUUGGAUGAUGGUUCUCGUGUAGUAAAAUAAUCCGAUCUGAAGCAAUGUUACAGCUGCAUAAGCGAUACGCAAGGGCAACAAUAAGUAUGGUUUUGAGAAGUCUAUGACUUUUGUAAGUGACAUCAAAACGCCUGUGAUCGCUAUAGAUUUCACCUUUUCGAGUAAGUAAAACAUAUACCACAUCAUCAAUAGUCUUACCUGAGGAUUCUUCUUCACCGUUUCUAUCACUGAGUUCAUUUUUUAUUAUUCGUUGUUGGUGAAGCAAAAGUAUCAGUCGCUAAAAUUCGAG